AUGGAACCGAUAAAGAGACAAAGCAUCAAACUUUGUGUCUCAAUUUCUUUACUUCUCGCUUUUCUUUCAGUUUUGACGUAUUAUUUUUAUCAAGUUUACACGGGAAAAAAGCUAAAUGCCAGCAUCUCCAUCCCCUCUGAUGUGCUCUUAAAAGAGUAUAGUCGAACAAUUAUUCAAGACAUAGGGGGUAUUUUGGAUCUAAAUGUCCCGUAUUCUCUGAUACACGAGCUUGCUCUUCCUCGACCAGUUGGGUCGAAGCAACAUCGGAGAGUUAUUGAGAUUAUUUCAAAGAAAUUGAAGCAGUUCCAUAUGAGCGUGUUUCAUGAUAAGUUUCAAUCAGACACUGUACUUGGUGUCAAAAGUUUUACAAACAUCAUCGCCAUUGACAAUUUAAAAGCGACCUCAUUUAUAAUCCUAGCUGCACAUUUUGAUUCUAAACGAACUUCAAAAAAUGUUGAUCGAGAAAAGUUCUCUGGAGCUUCAGAUGCUGCAGCAUCCUGUAGCAUUUUACUCGCCUUGGCUCAAUUGUUAUCAAGCUACAGGAUUACCACGACGCAAUUGGGGGUUAUGUUUAUUUUUUUCGACGGCGAAGAGGCAUUUAAGAGCUGGACCGACAAAGAUUCAUUAUAUGGCUCAAAACAUCUUGCGAAGGUAUUUUCUAAAAGGAAAGAUGAGGUGAAGCUAUCCGAUCUGCACCUGAUCGAAUACGAAUCUAGUGAUAGUGAUCAGAAGACCAAAGCUUUUAAUGUCGAUUCAAUUUCACUAUUCAUCCUUCUAGACUUGCUAGGAGCCAGGGAUGAUGUGCAAGUUGCAUCUUUCUUUAAAAAUACACACAAGGAGUUUCUUGAACUCUUUAAAAUUGCAAAGCAAGUCGAGGCAUACCUGCCCCCUCUGGAGCAACAAUAUUCUCAACAGCAAAAAAGAAAACCCCAGCUAAUGUCCCAAAGGCUUGUAGACACCCUAGUCGUAGAAGAUGAUCAUCUGCCUUUUAAAAAGCUGGGAAUCCCAAUUCUGCUUCUCGUUCCUGCUCCCUUCCCAAAGCACUGGCAUACUUUGGAAGACUCUAUAGACAAUUUAGAUGGCCGCGCAUUGUAUCAUUGGACAAUCUCGCUUUUUUUGUAUUUCGCAGCAAAAAAUCAAGUAUCGGAUUUUUAG
Messenger RNA from Mitosporidium daphniae, 1155 nucleotides. RefSeq lists its product as uncharacterized. The record is from RefSeq and is a predicted model, not a curated record. The transcript has a single exon. The coding region runs from base 1 to 1155 and encodes 384 amino acids. NCBI's taxonomy places the organism in Eukaryota, Fungi, Microsporidia. Gene Ontology annotation, molecular function: glutaminyl-peptide cyclotransferase activity; zinc ion binding.